CGGAUCAAACGUCAUCCUGAUGGCUCAAUUGACCGGUACAAGGCUCGUUUAGUGGCCAAGGGCUUCCAUCAGCGCCCUGGCGUCGAUUAUCAUGACACUUAUAGUCCAGUUCUCAAGCCUGUCACAGUUCGAACUGUGUUUACCAUUGCUCUGUCCCAUUCUUGGCCGAUUCUUCAAUUCGAUGUGAAUAAUGCAUUCUUGCAGGGUCCCUUACAGAAGGAGGUGUUUAUGGUUCAACCACCGGGUUUUACAAGUACUCAUUUUCCCUCUCAUGUGUGCCGCCUUAAACAGGCUAUUUAUGGCUUACGUCAAGCGCCCCGGUCUUGGCAAUGAUUCUAGCUUCAUUCGUUCUUUUCAACAAGCAUUGGCGAC
Linum tenue is the source of this 372-nucleotide messenger RNA. Lineage: Eukaryota; Viridiplantae; Streptophyta; Magnoliopsida; Malpighiales; Linaceae. The record is from the annotation of a GenBank genome assembly.